Messenger RNA from Microthlaspi erraticum, 2787 nucleotides. NCBI's taxonomy places the organism in Eukaryota, Viridiplantae, Streptophyta, Magnoliopsida, Brassicales, Brassicaceae. The record is from the annotation of a GenBank genome assembly.
AUGUUCAGAAUCAAAAUUCUGAGAAGCUCACUCCCACAAAAAAAAUUUCGUAAAUCGUCGUCUUUCUUAUCGACAUGGUACUCUCCAGAAUCUAUAUCUCACCAACAAGCAGACGACGAUGAUCCAGUUCUCGUCAAACUCUCACUCGCCAUCAGAGAUUCCAACAAGGAUUCGCCAUCGGAGUUCUCUUCUUUCACUUCCUGCCCAUCAAUCAGAAAAGUCCUCCCGUCGCUCACCGUUCGUCAUGUUGUUGAUCUCAUCAACCGUAACCCUCUCUCCCUUCCACACCGUUCCAUCUUCGCUUUCUUCAAAUUCAUCUCAUCUCAGCCUGGAUUUCGUUUUACCGUCGAGUCCUACUUCGCCAUGGCUCGUUUUCUCUCUGUCCACGAAAUGUUCGCGGAAGCACAGUCACUUAUCUCCCUCGUCGUCUCUCGUAAAGGGAAAAACUCAGCUUCUUCCGUUUUCGUUGCUCUGGUAGAAAUGAGAGGAGCCUCUCCGUGUGAUUUCCUCGUUGAUGCUUUAAUGAUCACGUACAUGGAUCAUGGAUUCGUACCCGAUGCGAUCCAAUGUUUCAGGCUAUCUCGGAAGCACAAAUUCGCUGUUCCGGUUCGUGGCUGUGGCAAUUUGCUUGAUCGGAUGAUGAAGCUGAAUCCAACCGAGACUGUUUGGGGAUUCUACAUGGAGAUUUUGGAUGCUGGGUUUCCCUCAAAUGUCUACGUUUUCAACAUUUUGAUGAACAAGUUUUGCAAAGGAGGCAAAAUUUGCGAUGCACAGAAAGUGUUCGACGAAAUUACCAAAAGGGGUUUGAGGCAUACGGUGGUCAGUUUCAACACUUUGAUAAAUGGGUAUUGUAAAGCUGGAAACUUGGACGAAGGGUUUAGGCUAAAACAUCAUAUGGAGAAAAGCAGAACACUACGCCCAGAUGUUUUCACAUACAGUGCCUUGAUUAACGCAUUGUGUAAGGAGAACAAAAUGGACGGAGCACAUGGGUUAUUUGAUGAGAUGUGUGAGAGCGGGUUGAUCCCAAAUGACGUUAUUUUCACUACUUUGAUUCAUGGUCAUAGCAGGAAUGGAGAGAUUGAGUUGAUGAAAGAAAGUUACCAGAAGAUGUUGAGCAAGGGUCUUGAGCCUGACAUUGUUCUUUAUAAUACGUUGUUAAAUGGCUUUUGCAAGAACGGUGAUCUGGUUUCUGCAAUGAAUAUUGUUGAUGGAAUGAUCCACAGAGGUCUUAGGCCUGACAAAGUCACAUACACAACUCUCAUAGAUGGGUUUUGUAGAGAAGGAGAUGUAGAAAAAGCUUUGGAGAUACGGAAGAAAAUGGAUCAGAACGGAGUAGAACUCGAUAGAGUUGGUUUCUCAGCUCUUAUCUGUGGGAUGUGCAAAGAAGGAAGCGUCCUUGAUGUCGAAAGAGCUUUGAGAGAGAUGCUGCGAGCUGGUCUGAAGCCGGAUGAUGUGACCUAUACAAUGAUGAUGGACGCGUUCUGUAAGAAAGGUGAUGUUCAGACCGGUUUCAAACUGCUCAAGGAAAUGCAGAGCGAUGGGCAUAUUCCUAGCGUUGUGACGUAUAAUGUUCUGCUGAACGGACUGUGCAAGUUGGGACAGAUGAAGAAUGCUGACACGUUGCUCGAUGCCAUGUUUAAUGUAGGGGUUGUUCCGGACGACAUCACAUUCAACAUCCUAUUGGACGGUCACUAUAGACAUGUAAAUGCUUCGAAGCAUUGUAAACAGAAACCAGAGAUAGGGAUUGUAGGACAUGAAGUCAUGAAUCUUUGUCCGUCUGUCCGACCAGACCGUAAUAGUUCCACACCUACUUCUGACGGAGAGAAGAGAGGUUUUCGGAACCUUGAGAUCGGCGUCAGAUCCCCCGCCGCUUCUUCUCUUCAGUAUCUCCGAGUGGAGAUGAUGGAAUCCGGCGCUGGAUUUGCGGCGAUGGAAGAAAGGAUCUCUCCCGGAAGUUUCUUCCAGUUUCCUCUUUCUGGAUUCCGUGCUUCUCCCAGUCGAUCCCCUUGUCCUCCCACUGAUCGUGAUAGGUACUUGGCUGAAUUAUUGCAAGAGAGACAAAAGUUGGGUCCCUUUUUGCAAGUUAUGCCACAUUGCUGCAGACUGCUAAACCAAGAAAUCAGGAGGGUCUCGAGUUUUUCUGAUUUUGAGAGAUAUGAGAAUGGAAGUCCGUUUAGAUCGAUGCCAAAUGGAAAGCUUGAUAUAGAUGGAUGGUCAAUGAUGCAAGCAGAGGAAAAUUGUCAUCUCCAGAGAGCUUCUCCAUUUCGUUCUCCUGCUCCAGUGGGCUGGAUUGGGAUGCCUGGACUACCUUCCCCACCGAUUGUGAAAAAAGUGAUUAGACUUGAUGUGCCAGUGGAUAAAUUCCCAAGCUAUAACUUUGUUGGGCGGAUUCUCGGUCCACGUGGUAACUCCUUGAAAAGAGUUGAGCUUGCAACACACUGUAGGGUGUUUAUUAGAGGGCGAGGAUCUGUCAAGGACACUAUCAAGGAGGAAAAACUAAAAGGCAAGCCAGGGUAUGAGCAUCUCAGCGAGCCACUACAUGUACUGAUUGAAGCUGAGCUUCCAGAGGACAUAAUCAACUCUCGAUUGGAGAAUGCAGUGCAUUUCCUGGAAUCGCUCCUAAAGCCAAUGGACGAAUCAAUGGACCAUUACAAGAGGGAACAGCUGAAGGAGUUAGCGGCUCUGAAUGGUACACUGAGGGAAGAGUGUCCGAGUCCAAGCUUGAGCCCUUGUCUGAGUCCGAGCAUUUCUCCUUUCAACAGCAAGCGUGCUAAGACUGGACAAUAA